This is a messenger RNA of Dermacentor silvarum, 1759 nucleotides long. RefSeq names its product aspartate--tRNA ligase, cytoplasmic (gene AspRS). Gene Ontology annotation, biological process: aspartyl-tRNA aminoacylation. Gene Ontology annotation, cellular component: cytoplasm; aminoacyl-tRNA synthetase multienzyme complex; cytosol. The coding region runs from base 102 to 1703 and encodes 533 amino acids. Lineage: Eukaryota; Metazoa; Arthropoda; Arachnida; Ixodida; Ixodidae. The record is from RefSeq and is a predicted model, not a curated record. The transcript has 15 exons. Gene Ontology annotation, molecular function: RNA binding; ATP binding; aspartate-tRNA ligase activity.
CUGUUUGCCGCUUUUUUUACUGCAGUUUGCUUUUCGUCAACUGGUGCGGCGUGGGCUGUGGGCUGUAGUGUGUGCUUUGCGUGUAGCGUACAAAGGAUAAAAUGACGAAAGGCGAAGAAAAUGUUCCUCUCGGUCCUGAUGGCCAGCCACUGUCGAAGAAGGCGCUGAAAAAGCAAGCCAAGGAGCAGGAAAAAGCUGCCAAGAAGUCGGCGAAGCAAGCAUCAGAAAAUGCAAAUAAGCAGUCCGGAGACGCGGAAGAUGACUAUUCGGAGGGUCGUUACGGCAAGCUGCCAAUGCUGCAGUCCACGGAGAAGACAUCACGUCAGUUGUCACGAGUUAAAGACCUUGCGUCUCCUUUGUCUGGCCAGUACGUGUGGGUACGGGGACGGCUUCAUACGAGCAGAUCUAAAGGCAAACAGUGCUUUUUUGUGCUGCGGCAACAGCAGUACACUGUCCAGUGCCUUGUGGCUGUGUCAGAAAAAGUGAGCAAAGCCAUGGUCAAGUUCUGUGCUGUAGUCAACAAAGAGUCAAUAGUGGAUGUACAUGGACGUGUGCAAACAUCUCCGCAGAAAAUUGAAGGCUGCACACAACAGGACGUUGAGCUCCAUGUUGAAGAGUUCUUUGUUGUCAGUUCUGCUGAACCGCGCCUGCCUCUCCAAGUAGAGGAUGCUGCAAGACCCGAUACUGAGGAGGACCCAGAAGGCCUGAACAUCAGAGUAAACCAGGACACUCGUCUGGACAAUCGCGUCCUUGACCUGAGAACACCGGCGAACCAGGCGAUAUACAGGCUGCAAGCUGGGGUCUGUGCCCUCUUUAGAGAGUCCCUGACCAGCCGUGGCUUCGUGGAGAUACACACACCUAAGAUUAUUUCAGCUGCAAGCGAAGGAGGUGCCAACGUCUUUGAAGUCUCGUACUUCAAGGGGAGUGCUUACUUGGCACAGUCUCCACAGCUGUACAAGCAAAUGGCAAUUGCAGCCGAUUUUGACAAGGUCUACACUGUUGGAGCAGUGUUUAGGGCAGAAGACUCUAACACUCACCGCCACCUCUGUGAGUUCGUGGGUUUGGAUUUGGAAAUGGCCUUCAACUACCACUACCAUGAAGUGCUGGACAUCAUAGGGCAAAUGUUUGUCGACAUCUUUAAGGGCCUUCGCGAUAGGUUUGCCGACGAAAUCGCUGCAGUGAACCGGCAGUUUCCGGCUCCUCCAUUCAAGUUUCUAGAACCUAGCCUGAGGCUGGAAUUUCCUGAGGCUGUUGCGAUGCUUCGUGAAGCUGGAGUUGAAAUCGAUGAUGAAGAUGACUUGAGCACUCCAAAUGAGAAGCUUCUAGGACGGCUGGUCAAGGCAAAGUAUGACACUGAUUUCUACAUCCUGGACAAAUAUCCGCUCAAAGUGAGGCCAUUCUACACCAUGCCUGACCCUCAUGAGCCGAAAGUGUCUAACUCCUAUGACAUGUUCAUGCGUGGGGAAGAGAUUCUUUCUGGAGCCCAGCGAAUUCAUGAUCCAGACUUCCUAACGGAAAGAGCCAAAGAGCAUGGAGUCGAUAUCAGCAAAAUCAAGGCCUACAUAGACUCCUUCCGGUAUGGCGCACCUCCACAUGCAGGCGGUGGAAUAGGCCUGGAACGAGUUACAAUGCUGUACUUGGGUCUGGACAACAUUAGGAAAACAUCAAUGUUUCCGCGUGACCCAAAGAGGCUGACGCCGUGAAAGUGGAAGCAUUGCUCAAAAGGGCCUCAAUUAAAGCCCACCUCACAGUUUCAUGU